AUGUCCCAUGAACCAGAGAAUUCUCCAGGAGUUGCUGAGGUGGCUUUUGUGGAAAAAGAGCCAGCCGAACGCCAUACAAUCAUUUCAUGGGAGCAGAAAAACUCCUGCAUACUGCCAGAGGAUUUAAAGAACUUCUAUCUGAUGACCGAUGGCUUCCAGAUGACCUGGAGUGUGAAGACUGAUGAUACCCCGAUGCCCCUGGGCUCCAUGGUGAUUAAUAGUGUCUCAAAGCUAUGUCGGCUUGGAGGUUCCUCUAUGUACACUCUGCCUAAUGCACCAACUCUUGCUGACCUGGAAGAUGACACGGAUGAGGAAGGUAAUGGAGACAAACCAGAGAGGCCACACUUUGAUUCUCGUAGUCUUAUCUUUGAAUUAGACCCAUGCAAUGGCAAUGGCAAAGUUUGUCUUGUUUAUAAGCACGCUAAACCUGUUGUCUCCCAAGACACAGAGAUAUGGUUCCUGGACAGAGCUCUGUAUUGGCAUUUCCUCACCAAAACCUUCACAGCCUACUACCGCCUGCUCAUUACCCACCUGGGUCUCCCACAGUGGCAGUACGCCUUCACCAGCUAUGGGGUCAGCCCCCAAGCCAAGCAAUGGUUUAACAUGUAUAAACCCAUAACCAUCAACACAGCUCUCCUCUCUGAAGAAGCUGAUUCCUUUGUGAACAAGCUGGACCCCAAUAAGGUAUUUAAAAGCAAGAACAAAACACCGGUGAUCAAAAAGAAACCACCCUCCCAGCCAGCAGGCUCCCAAAAGAGUCACACAAGCAUGACCUCCUCCAAGACAUCCUCACUAGCUGGGAAUUCUUCAAGGAAGUGAGACCCCCAGAUCUGACACUGGACAGCAUUUGCAAUAAGCUUUGAUAUUCUCUGAUGCAGAGUCUCAGCAGUUCAGACCAAGUUCCUUGUGCAUGAAUAGAGGUGCCCAU
Messenger RNA from Charadrius vociferus (killdeer), 928 nucleotides. RefSeq names its product tubulin polyglutamylase complex subunit 2 (gene TPGS2). Gene Ontology annotation, biological process: protein polyglutamylation. The record is from RefSeq and is a predicted model, not a curated record. Bases 1 to 819 code for a protein of 272 amino acids. The transcript is spliced from 7 exons. Lineage: Eukaryota; Metazoa; Chordata; Aves; Charadriiformes; Charadriidae.